This is a messenger RNA of Mercenaria mercenaria, 2610 nucleotides long. Its product is annotated as aldo-keto reductase family 1 member B7-like. The record is from RefSeq and is a predicted model, not a curated record. Gene Ontology annotation, molecular function: aldose reductase (NADPH) activity. Bases 567 to 2486 code for a protein of 639 amino acids. The transcript is spliced from 21 exons. Gene Ontology annotation, cellular component: cytosol. NCBI's taxonomy places the organism in Eukaryota, Metazoa, Mollusca, Bivalvia, Venerida, Veneridae.
GAGUAUUAGCAUGAAAAGUGUCCUAUUUUAUGUAAAAUUCAUUCCACGAGUGAAAUAAUGCCCAUUUGGCCCCCGAUUUACUCUCAAAUGCUCGAAAAAUGGAAAAAUUAAGAUCUAUGUAAGAAAAUGUGGGCAAAAAUUGAGAUUUGUCCAGAUAUUGAUAUAAAUGAACUAGUUUGGUCAGAUUUUGGUUAAAAAAGAGCAUUUCAUUGAAAUUUUGCUGCAAAAAUUGAUAAAAACCCAAAAAAAUCACAUUUUCACUGUGUUGGGUGUAUUUUUAAAAAAAAAUGCACAUUUACACUCUAUAUUUUGCCCAUCUAUACUUUUCAGAGAGGACAUUUGGUAUAUUUCGAAGUGUUAGUGUGUAAUUUGCUUGCAAAGUAUGGUGAAAAUUUAUGAAAUAGGGCAAAAACCAGCUCUGGCUAGAAGAACUGGUUAAAAAUUAUGUCGCGACAUCAAUUUUGAAGGAAAAUUGACGCAGGGACCCGCAUUACUGAAAUUGCCAUAAAACCUGGAAAACUGAUUUAAUCAAGCUGAAACUUGAUGAAAGUGACCAUUUUAACAUCAUGGAUCUCCAGAUAUUACCACUUAUUAAUGGAACAGGAUCUAUUCCUACCAUAGGGCUUGGAACAUUUGUGUUUGAACAGGGCAAACCGGAGAAGGGUGAGGCUGCUACAAGCGCAGCUGUGGACGCCAGAUACCGCCAUUUCGACUGCGCAUGGAAUUAUGGGACACAGGAAUGUGUAGGAAGAGCACUGGAAAAGAAAAUAAAGGAUGGUAUCAUUGAACGAAAAGAUAUCUUUAUCACAACAAAGUUAUGGAAUACACAUCAUAACCCAAAACUUGUGAUGGAAGAACUGAAAGAUUCCUUGAAAAAGCUGCAAACAGAUUAUGUUGACAUGUUUCUUAUCCACUGGCCAAUGGGACUACAGGAUCAGGAUUUUAGCAGGAAUGUUAUUUCACCAAAAGACAAGAAUGGGAAGCAACUGUGUGCAUGCUAUCCACUGGAAGACAUUUGGAAGGAGAUGGAAAGGUGCCAACAUGCUGGAAUGACCAGAAAUAUUGGUUUAUCUAACUUCAAUAGCAAACAGACUGAAAGAAUGUUUGAGUGUUGUACUAUCAAACCUACAAACAUGCAGAUUGAAAUAUGGCCAUAUUUUUCAAACAAACGUUUGACAAAGUUUUGCAAAGACAAGGGGAUGGUUGUAACUGCCUAUGCACCAUUUGGAUGUCCGUCACGACCUUGGAAAGAGGCAGAAGAACCAUGUCCAUUUGAAGAUCCUGUUCUCCUAGAAAUUGCAGAACGCAAAGGGAAAUCAGUAGCUCAGGUGAUAAUUAGAUUUCAUCUACAGAAUGGAAUUUCCAUGGUUCCAAAAAGCGUUACACCAUCUAGAAUUAAAGAAAAUAUCAAUGUCUUUGAUUUCGAGUUGUCUGAAGAAGAUAUGGAGAAAAUAAAAGCUUUAGAUAGAAAUCUCAGAGUAUUUAAGGAACUGACGGACCAUUUCAAUAUGGAUCUUCAGACUUUACCGCUGACUAACGGAACUGGGUCUAUUCCUACCAUAGGACUCGGGACAUUUACAGUCUUUGGACAACGGGGCAAACCCGAGGAGGUCGAGGCAGCAACAAGUGCAGCUGUUGACGCCGGAUACCGCCAUUUCGAUUGCGCAUGGAAUUAUGGGACACAAGAAGGUAUUGGAAGAGCACUGGAAAAGAAAAUAAAGGAUGGUGUCAUUGAACGAAAAGAUAUAUUUAUCACUACAAAGUUAUGGGACACACACCAUAACCCGAAACUUGUCAUGGAGGAACUUAAAGACUCCCUGAAGAAACUGCGAACAGAUUAUGUCGACAUGUUCCUUAUUCACUGGCCUACAGCGCUGCAAGAUCAGGAUUUUAGCGGAGAUAAAAUCGCACCAGCAGACGAGAAUGGGAAAGUACUGUGGGCGUGUUAUCCGCUAGAAGAUAUUUGGAAAGAGAUGGAGAAGUGUCAGCAUGCUGGAAUGGCAAGAAAUAUUGGUAUAUCUAACUUCAACAGCAAACAGACGGACAGAAUCUUUAAAUGUUGUACCAUCAAACCAACAAACAUGCAGAUUGAAAUAUCACCGUAUUUUGCAAAUGAACGUUUGACAAAGUUUUGCCAGGAGAAGGGGAUGGUUGUCACGGCGUACGCGCCUCUAGGAGCUCCCUCACGACCAUGGAGAGAGUCGGGAGAACCAAGUCCAUUUGAAGAUCCUGUUCUCACAGAAAUUGCAACACGCAAGGGGAAAUCCGUCGCCCAGGUAAUAAUAAGAUUCCAUCUUCAGAAUGGAAUUUCCGUGGUUCCGAAGAGUAUAACACCAUCUAGAAUUAAAGAAAAUAUUGAUGUUUUUGAUUUCGAACUGUCUGAAGAAGAUAUGAAGAAAAUAAAAGACUUAGACAGGAAUCUCAGGGUUUAUAAAGAACCUAUAGCUAUUGGGCAUCCAGAAUAUCCAUUUGACGAACCGUUUUGAUAUGUGGCAAAUGCUGGCUGCGGAUCUGUGGAUUUUAAUUUCACCAUAGAUGUGCGACAUAACAUAGAGAAUCGACUUUCAUGCUGGAAUGUACUCACAAAGCAGAAUAAAAUAUUUUAUCACA